Schizosaccharomyces japonicus yFS275 is the source of this 597-nucleotide messenger RNA. Its product is annotated as ribonuclease MRP complex subunit. Gene Ontology annotation, biological process: endonucleolytic cleavage in ITS1 to separate SSU-rRNA from 5.8S rRNA and LSU-rRNA from tricistronic rRNA transcript (SSU-rRNA, 5.8S rRNA, LSU-rRNA); tRNA processing. The record is from RefSeq and is a predicted model, not a curated record. Gene Ontology annotation, cellular component: ribonuclease MRP complex. The coding region runs from base 1 to 597 and encodes 198 amino acids. Lineage: Eukaryota; Fungi; Ascomycota; Schizosaccharomycetes; Schizosaccharomycetales; Schizosaccharomycetaceae. The transcript has a single exon. Gene Ontology annotation, molecular function: rRNA primary transcript binding.
AUGGACUCGUUAGCUUGCGACUUGCAGCUUCUGCAGCGUAUCGUGCACAGGAACACGAAUCAACACCGUUUGUCUGUAUGGUGGAGACAUUUACGGAUGCUCCAGCGUCGGUUGACGCAAGCAUUGCAAGGAAACGAGGAUUCUGCACGUAAAUUACUCGCUCAAUGUCCCAAGUCUUAUUACUAUUUUUCCAAUCUAAUUGCACAUGGCCAAUUCCCAGCACUAGGGAUGGUGUUUGUAGGAAUUUUAUCUCGAGUUUGGGUUGUUUUUUCACGGGAAUUAGGCGUUGAAGUUAAAGGAUCCGAAUUGACGGAUGAUAAGGGCGACUUAAUGCAGGUCGACAACACAGAGAAUAACGAAGAUACAGGAGUCAAAAUUAGUCGGAAAGACUUGACUAAGUCGGUACAUGUUGCCGCGAAUUCGUCAAUCCCCUCGAAACCCUCUUCUAGGGUAUCUUCGCCUUUACAAAAAACUGACGACAGCUUACCCGUCGGCUUAAAAACGAAAAAAAAGAAAACCCGGACCGAGAAAAAGCCUGUGAAAAAACGUAAAAAGACAAAACACAAAGACGAGAUUGACGAUAUAUUUGGCUUUUAG